Verticillium nonalfalfae is the source of this 516-nucleotide messenger RNA. RefSeq lists its product as uncharacterized. Bases 1 to 516 code for a protein of 171 amino acids. The transcript is spliced from 2 exons. Lineage: Eukaryota; Fungi; Ascomycota; Sordariomycetes; Glomerellales; Plectosphaerellaceae. The record is from RefSeq and is a predicted model, not a curated record. Gene Ontology annotation, cellular component: TRC complex. Gene Ontology annotation, biological process: post-translational protein targeting to endoplasmic reticulum membrane.
AUGACAGUUAAGCCGCUCGGCACGCCGCCGACAACUUUUGCCGAGAUCACAGCUCAGGAGAAAUCACUGACGCUGCCUCACUUUACCGCUGAAGAUGCCUUUGAGAUCGGCGUCUUGAUCCGGAAUCGACUGAGAGAAGUUGCGGAGCAGGCGGCAGUGAUCAACAUCACCCUCGCGAACAACAAGCAGUUGCUAUUCCAUGCCACCUCAAGACCAGGGACUGUGCCGGAGAACGACAACUGGGUUGCCCGCAAGAGGAACUUUGUCCUGAGAUUUGGAUGGAGCUCCUGGGCGGGCCACAACCUCUUUGACAAGGGCAACGAGGAGAACUUCAAGGCUCGUUUCCAACUGGGAGAGACGGCUGGCGACUACGCAAUUCAUGGUGGUGGCUUCCCUGUCCGUGUCGACGGUGUUGAGGGGCCGAUUGGCGCAAUCGUUGUGAGCGGGCUGGCACAGGAGGAUGAUCACCAGGUUAUUGUUGAGUCCUUGCAAGCUUUCCUGGAAGCGCAGAAGUAG